Laetiporus sulphureus 93-53 is the source of this 1251-nucleotide messenger RNA. Its product is annotated as methyltransferase. The record is from RefSeq and is a predicted model, not a curated record. NCBI's taxonomy places the organism in Eukaryota, Fungi, Basidiomycota, Agaricomycetes, Polyporales, Laetiporaceae. The coding region runs from base 1 to 1251 and encodes 416 amino acids. The transcript has 9 exons. Gene Ontology annotation, molecular function: tRNA (cytidine-N3)-methyltransferase activity.
AUGACAGCCCAGGGUGACCUGUCACCGGACAACAAGAGUCAGGUGAAAUCGAGGACGGCGUCCUCUGUGCAUGAUGUAAAAGCAGAAAACCCGCCAUUCGGCUCGAGAUUUCUCACAGAUGAUGCCGAUGUGUGGAGUCAAAAUGCGUGGGAUCAUGUUCCCCCUCCUAAUGACCAAGGCGAAAUCAUCGCCUCGGCUCUCGCAAAACAAAGGAACGCACCUGUCCCAGAGAAUGAGAAACAAAAGUACUACGAGAAGCCUGCUCGACAUUGGGACAAUUUCUACAAAAUGAAUUCUAGUAACUUCUUCCGCGACAGAAAAUGGUACCUCAGGCUUCAUCUCGAGUUCCCGGAACUGGUGGAAGCUGCCGAACCAGAGGCAGGAGCAGUGACAAUUGCGGAAAUUGGCUGCGGCGCCGGAAACGCUGUGUUUCCUCUGUUGUCUGCGAACAAGAACCCGCAGCUGUCAUUGCGGGCUUAUGACUAUUCGUCACAUGCGAUCAAAUUAGUCCAGACAAAUCCGUUAUACGCAGCACCUCCUGUCGGCUCCAUCCACGCUGCCGUUUGGGACCUCACAUCUUCCGAACUACCCCCUGGAACUGAUGUAGAAAGCGUAGACAUAAUCGUCUUGAUUUUUGUGUUUAGUGCUCUACAACCUGCCGAGUGGCGAAAGGCCGUCACAAAUAUUCAUAAGAUACUGAAACCUGGAGGGCUGCUACUUUUCAGGGACUAUGGACGACAUGAUCUCGCUCAAUUACGCUUCAAAAGUGGCAGAUUGCUGGAGGACAACUUCUACAUCCGUGGGGAUAAGACAAGAGUGUAUUUCUUCGAGUUAGACGAGCUAGCCUUGCUGUUCACAGGAGCGCCGGCUCCUGCCGCAUCAAGAUCGGAGAAGGAGGUUACGAUCGUAGAGGAGACCGACGAAGGCGCCGCGGAACGUUCGCAGUCUUCAGCCCAAAUCCAGCGCCUUUCUUCUGCGUCCCCCGCGCCGUCACCCGACGAUUCAGGCGCGGCUGUUCCGACUCUCGACAUAAAAGAGACAUUGCUGUCCCCUUCCCCUACUUCCACGCAGAUACAUCCAUCUCUUCUUGAAUCGUUCUCCCCGGGCAUAGGACUAGCCCAUCCCCUAUUCGCCAUCCAACAGCUGGGUGUCGAUCGCCGCUUGAUUGUGAACCGGAAGAGACAGCUCAAGAUGUAUAGGGUGUGGAUGCAGGCAAAACUCCGGAAACUCGUGCCGUCGGGUCAAGCGUAG